AUCAACGGAGGGCGGUUCUUGGCGAUGGUUCAAGCCAGAGCUUUCAACAAUGGAGCAGCCUGUGGGCGGCAGUACAAGAUCAGCUGCAUCGGCGGGACGAACGACGUCAAAGAGCCGUGCAUCAAAGGGCAGUGGGUGAACGUGACGGUUGCGAAUCUCUGCAGCGGCGACAGCUGUGACACUUUUACCCUCUCCACCGACGCUUUCGACGUCAUCGCCAAACACGACGCCGGCCGUGUUCAGAUCACUUACAAACGGAUUGCAUUGAGAUUGAAGGCGUGGUAGAGAGAGCCAGGCAUCGAUCGGUCGGCUGGCCGUCGGGACGACUAUAUCUAUGAUUCUAUAUAUUGUACGCCCUUAGACUAUGCUAUUGUACCGGCUAGAUUAAAAUUUGGUUGAUGGAUUUUCAGACACGUUGUUUUUGACAUUAUUGUAC
Linum tenue is the source of this 436-nucleotide messenger RNA. Lineage: Eukaryota; Viridiplantae; Streptophyta; Magnoliopsida; Malpighiales; Linaceae. The record is from the annotation of a GenBank genome assembly.